AUGAGGCCAACUGGACGUCCAUCUCUGAGUUCGUGUUCUCGGGUGUGUCUGACCGCCAGGAACUGCAGCCCCAGCAUAGUUGGCAACUUCAUGCUGCUGGUGCUGAUGUGGACCAACCCCCAGCUCCGCACCCCCAUGUAUUUCCUCCUCAGCCAGCUGGCCAUAGUGGACAUGGGCACAGUCUCUGUCAUCCUGCCGGAGGCCCUGGUGCACGUCCUGAACAAACACAGGGCCAUCUCUUUCACCAACUGCAUGGUUCAGCUCUUCAUCUGGCUGUCUAUGGGAAACAUGGGGAGCUACCUGCUGGCUGCCAUGGCCUACGACCGCUACGUGGCUGUAUGCAAACCGCUGCGCUAUGCCACUGUGGUGACUCAGUCUCUGUGCCUCAAGAUGGUGGCUGGCUCCUGGGUCGUUGUGCUUCUUCAUGCUCUGCUGGCACUCGGCCCAUCACCAUCGAGCUGGUGA
This is a messenger RNA of Pelodiscus sinensis (Chinese soft-shelled turtle), 465 nucleotides long. Its product is annotated as olfactory receptor 1J1. Gene Ontology annotation, biological process: G protein-coupled receptor signaling pathway. The record is from RefSeq and is a predicted model, not a curated record. Lineage: Eukaryota; Metazoa; Chordata; Testudines; Trionychidae. Gene Ontology annotation, cellular component: membrane. Gene Ontology annotation, molecular function: G protein-coupled receptor activity; olfactory receptor activity.